Messenger RNA from Camarhynchus parvulus, 636 nucleotides. RefSeq names its product TNF receptor superfamily member 17 (gene TNFRSF17). The coding region runs from base 1 to 636 and encodes 211 amino acids. NCBI's taxonomy places the organism in Eukaryota, Metazoa, Chordata, Aves, Passeriformes, Thraupidae. Gene Ontology annotation, molecular function: signaling receptor activity. Gene Ontology annotation, biological process: tumor necrosis factor-mediated signaling pathway. The record is from RefSeq and is a predicted model, not a curated record. The transcript is spliced from 5 exons.
AUGUCAAUCAAAAUACUGAAGCAGCUGAAAAGAAAUCUUGUGAAGCAUAAUCCAGACCUCUGUUUUUCUGUUCUUAUGCUUUCUUUCAGGGACUCCCUGACAUGGAGGAGCUGCUGGAUGCUACUGCUCCUGAUGGCACAGUGCCCCAAAAAUGAAUACUUUGAUAAUUUGCUGCUCUCUUGUACUCCUUGUCACCUGCGGUGUUCCAGUGCACCACCGCCCUCCUGUGAAAACUACUGUGAGAAGAGUACUGAUUCAAGUGGAAUCCUUUGGAUUUGUUUGGGCAUAGGGUUGAUUUUAAUAUUCACUCUGUUUACCUUAAUGGUCUUGUUUAAAUGGAAGCACCUAAAGCAACUAAAAGAAAAACUGGAAAACACAGACUCCGCUGUGGAGCCGAAUGACAUUCUCAAGGCUAAUACUGAAAGCAGUGUGAACACAGAAGAAAUCAGACACACACUUCCAAGUGAAACAUUAAUGUAUUCAGUGGAAGAAUGCACUUGCAGUGACUGUGGCUUGGUGAAACCUCACACUGGCUGUGAAACUUCAUUUCCAUUACCAGCUACUGAAGAACGAGCUACUGUUCUAGUUACCACCAAAUCUUUUGAUUAUUACAACUAUGUUCUGGGUGUUGGAUGA